Molecule: messenger RNA, 3316 nt
Organism: Chanos chanos (milkfish)
Lineage: Eukaryota; Metazoa; Chordata; Actinopteri; Gonorynchiformes; Chanidae
Gene: mccc1
Product: methylcrotonyl-CoA carboxylase subunit
Exons: 19
Coding region: 187-2325 (712 amino acids)
Cellular component (GO): mitochondrion
Molecular function (GO): metal ion binding; methylcrotonoyl-CoA carboxylase activity; ATP binding
Source: RefSeq, a predicted model, not a curated record
UGACGCUCGUUUACUUUUAAUUAAUAUUAUAAGUGUUUUGCGUACUCCCACACUCUGCAUACAGCUCAUACUGGGUGUCUCGUUCAUCACAAAAAUGAAUUAAGUAAAUACGGUUUAAAUUCAACUGAAACGUCUGAAUUUAGAGGUAACAGCAACCUUGCUAGCUGACAGUGCCGUGCAGUGACAAUGAACAUGGCUGCUGUGUUGCUGAAAGUACAAACCAACCAGGGUCUGAGAACGCUUCCACAGAAACUAGUAUGGACCAAAGGACCUGUUCGGUUCGCCUCAGUUGGGAGGAUAGAGAAAGUCCUCAUUGCCAACAGAGGUGAAAUAGCUUGUCGAGUAAUGCGGACAGCACGGAAGAUGGGAGUACGCUCUGUGGCUGUGUAUAGCGAUGCUGACAGACAUUCUAUGCAUGUGGCUAUGGCAGAUGAAGCCUAUCACAUUGGACCAGCACCAUCUCAACAGAGCUACUUAUGCAUGGAGAAAGUUCUGGAAGUUGCCAAGAGGUCCUCUGCUCAGGCUGUCCAUCCUGGAUACGGUUUCCUCUCAGAGAACACAGAGUUUGCUGAGCUGUGUAAACAGGAAGGAAUCAUAUUUAUUGGUCCUCCAUCAUCAGCUAUCAGAGAUAUGGGAAUCAAAAGCACGUCCAAACACAUCAUGUCAGCUGCUGGCGUUCCCAUCAUCGAGGGUUACCAUGGAGAGGACCAAUCCGAUGACAAACUUAAAGCUGAAGCAGCAAGGAUAGGCUACCCAGUGAUGAUUAAGGCUGUCCGUGGUGGAGGUGGAAAAGGAAUGCGUAUUGCACGUUCGGAGGCAGAAUUUCAUGAACAGCUUGAAUCCGCCCGAAGAGAGGCCCGGAAGUCCUUCAAUGACGACGUCAUGUUGGUAGAGAAAUUUGUGGACAACCCCAGGCAUGUGGAGGUGCAAGUGUUUGGAGACCAGCAUGGCAACGCUGUUUACUUGUUUGAAAGGGACUGCAGUGUGCAGAGGAGACACCAAAAGAUCAUUGAAGAAGCCCCAGGGCCUGGCAUCAGCGCUGAAGUGAGGCGUAAACUGGGGGAGGCGGCAGUGAGAGCGGCGAAAGCAGUGAACUAUGUGGGGGCAGGCACUGUGGAGUUUAUCAUGGAUGCCCAACAGAACUUUUACUUUAUGGAGAUGAACACGCGUCUGCAGGUGGAGCACCCGGUGUCUGAGAUGAUCACAGGGACAGACCUGGUGGAGUGGCAGCUGAGGGUGGCGGCUGGAGAGGAACUACCCCUGUCUCAGGAGGAGAUUGCCCUGCACGGCCACUCUUUCGAGGCCAGAAUUUACGCCGAAGACCCCAAUAAUGACUUCCUCCCCGGGGCAGGCCCCCUCCUGCACCUGUCUACCCCACAGGGAGAUGAGUGCACACGCAUUGAAACCGGCGUCAGGGAAGGAGAUGAGGUGUCUGUGCAUUACGACCCUAUGAUUGCUAAGCUUGUGGUGUGGGGGGAGGACCGCUCUGCUGCGCUGAAGAAGCUGAGAUACUGUCUGAGACAAUACAAUAUCGUAGGACUCAACACCAACAUAGACUUCCUCUUGAGUCUGUCUGGACACCCAGAGUUUGAAGCAGGGAACGUUCACACCAGCUUCAUCCCACAGCACUACAAAGAGCUCUUCCCCACGCCACAGGCUCCCUCCAGUGCGGUGGUGUGUCAGGCCGCCCUGGGCCUGCUGCUGCAGGAGAGAACACACACACAGGAGUUCAGAGCCCAGUCUGAAGACGUGUACUCUCCUUUCGCCUCCAGUAACGGGAGACGGCUGAAUGUGCUGUACUGCAGAAACAUGGCGCUAAAGUUGGGGGAAAACAAGGUGGAGGUAGCAGUCACAUACAAUCAUGAUGGAAGCUACAGUAUGCAGAUUGGAGGAGAGGUAUUUCACGUUUCUGGGCAGCUGGAGGAAGAGGGCGGAGCCUCUUACCUGCGGUGCUCUGUGAAUGGAGUACUGUCCCGCCCCAAACUGGUCAUCGUUGAUAACACAGUACAUCUCUUUUCUAUGGAGGGCAGUUCCCAGGUUGAUGUUCCUGUGCCUAAAUUCCUGGCUGGCAUUAGUGCCUCUGCUACACAAGGUGGUGCUGUUGCACCUAUGACUGGCACCAUUGAGAAGGUGCUGGUGAAGGCAGGAGACAGAGUCCAAAAAGGAGACCCCUUAAUGGUCAUGAUUGCCAUGAAAAUGGAGCACACCAUUCGCGCCCCUAAAGCCGGAGUCAUUAAGAAAGUGUUCUUCAAAGAGGGCUCUCAGGCCAACAGGCACGCGGCCCUGGUGGAGCUGCAGGAUGAAGAGGAGGCCAGUGCAGAAUAGAGAUCAGAGAAGACAGUUUUGAAACUGUGGAACUCUGAGGCGGCAGUCACCGAUAAUGGCUGUAGUUACUGGUUUUGUUUUUUUGUUUUUUCCCUUUGAUAUCCCUGGCACUACACUUCGGUUUGGAGCACACUGUACAGUCGUCUGUGAGAUUCCAAGCACUUGCCUUCCUGUUGUGCCGUCACGGCUUGUAAAAUGUCUCCCCUAAUACGAUGUUUCUUUUAUAAUACCAGCUGUCCUGUUGACCUAAAACGAUUUACAACCCUCGUUAAAACCACUUUUAGAGUUGUGCUCUUGAUAAUUUCCAGUAUUUUUUUUUUUUGUGUGUGUGUGUGUGUGUAAGCUAGCGUUUCAUCUAAAAACCUCUCUUUAAAAGGUUCCGUUAUGGUGUCUUCCGUUUGUUUUUCUGUCUUCUCUCCUUCCCUCAGUUCCAGUACUGUGUCACUAUUUUUUCUUUGUGGAAGAAAUAGAUGGAUUUGACUUGAGUCUAAUAACAGUCGUCCCUGUGUGAAAUCCAUGACUAACUUUCAUGACUAGACUCCUGAAAGGUGGCUCUCUGACUCGCUCCUUUUCUCCCUGACUGGAAUAUUACUGUGUGGGUCAGAUACAGUGCCUGUCCAGUCAAGUGAAUUUGACACAUUUUCCAUGCCCCCCCAGUCAUUUACUCUGUUUUAGCAUUUAAAAAUAUUCAAGACAAUAGUGUGAUCCAAUUAAGAAAAUGAAUUAUGUAGAGUGGGUCUAGGACACUGGUGUUCUUUUGUAGCAUAGGUUUUUGCUUUUGUGUUAUGUUAAUGCAAGAGUGAUCGGAUUGAGACAAAUCAAGUGUAAAAACACACAAUGCACACACUCCUGAUGUGCACUGAUUGUGUUGAGUAAAGGUGCCUUUCUUUUGAUGAAUACUGUAAUAGAAGAAAUGAGCAGCUUUUUCAUUCAACCAAGUAAGUUCAUGUGUUGCCAUGAUCAUUAAACUACUUUUUCUAUGCAGACCUGA